CGGUGGAGGGUGGGUAGUAGAAUGAAAGCGGCGGGAGAGCAGCAUAUUUAUUCUCAAAUUUUGUAACUUAUACUGAACAUUAAAUCAUCAAACAGUGCGUAUAUAGUCGUAUAUGUAAGAUUUAAGUUUGGUAAAACCAAAUGUUUUUGGCAGAUAACAUUAUCGACACUGGUGACGGUUUGUAUCGUUGUAGUGUUGCUUUGAAGGGAUUCCCCGGGAAUCUGGUUUGAACGUUUGUUUUUGGUUAGCCCGUUAUUAGCUCCCGCAACCAUGGCGAAGGUACAGGUGCUGAAUGUAGCUGUCCUAGAUAACCCGAGUCGCUUUCGAAACCCCUUUCAGUUUGAAAUAACGUUUGAGUGUAUGGAGGACCUUCCCGAAGACCUGGAAUGGAAGAUCAUCUACGUCGGCUCAGCAGAGAGUGAAGAGUAUGACCAAAUCCUCGACUCCGUCUUGGUCGGCCCAGUACCUGCUGGGAGACAUAUGUUUGUGUUUCAGGCUGAUGCCCCAAACACAGGACUGAUUCCCGAAAGUGAUGCAGUUGGUGUGACUGUAGUGCUGAUUACCUGCACGUACCGUGGCCAGGAGUUCAUUCGCAUUGGAUACUAUGUGAACAAUGAAUACACAGAGCCUGAGCUUCGUGAAAAUCCACCGAUCAAGCCAGACUACACACAGCUCCAGAGAAAUAUUCUGGCGUCAAACCCUCGUGUGACCAGAUUCCAUAUAAACUGGGAAGGCUGUGCAGAAAGAAUGGAGGACUGUGAAAAUGUGGAUCCCACGUCAAACUCCAUGCUCCCUCCAUCCUGUCUCCCAGGCAAAGCCCCACCCUUAGGGAUACUACCAGAUAACUCUAUGGACUGCUUAUAGAGCACUGUGGACAUUCUUGCGUGGAUGUGCAGACAUCUUUGCCUUACAGAUGCCCUUAGUUACCUGAAGCUUGUCAAAAUUGAACUCUCAUCUUGGGCUUCAGAUGAGUGUUUGUUCCAAGGAAGAUUAUGAACAUCUCCCUGGUAUAAUCAUCACUUAAAGAUGGGGAGUUCCUUGCCAUGAAGUUGAAAGCAAUAACAAAGUAGUUUAACUUGUGGACUCAAGAUGCAGCUGAACGAAAACAGCAAAGAAAGAUGUGUGAUUCAUCUUCCUUUGUUUUGUUGGUGCAGAACUAAUUUAUACCCAUUUAAAAGGAUUUCAGCACUGAAACAACAGGCAAAUAAAUUCCAAUAUGUUGCUGUGCAGCAAAUUGAUAAACUGCCA
Messenger RNA from Centropristis striata (black sea bass), 1248 nucleotides. RefSeq names its product anti-silencing function 1Ba histone chaperone (gene asf1ba). Lineage: Eukaryota; Metazoa; Chordata; Actinopteri; Perciformes; Serranidae. Bases 271 to 864 code for a protein of 197 amino acids. The transcript has 4 exons. Gene Ontology annotation, biological process: DNA replication-dependent chromatin assembly. The record is from RefSeq and is a predicted model, not a curated record. Gene Ontology annotation, molecular function: histone binding. Gene Ontology annotation, cellular component: nucleus.